Populus euphratica (Euphrates poplar) is the source of this 1290-nucleotide messenger RNA. RefSeq lists its product as uncharacterized. The transcript is spliced from 4 exons. NCBI's taxonomy places the organism in Eukaryota, Viridiplantae, Streptophyta, Magnoliopsida, Malpighiales, Salicaceae. The record is from RefSeq and is a predicted model, not a curated record. Bases 123 to 845 code for a protein of 240 amino acids.
UCCCACACCCCAUCCACCACCCACCACUACAAUUUCCUACCCCCACCUCUCUCUAUCUCUGUCUCUCUCUCUCUCUUUCUGUGACAAAAAGCUCUCUUUUCUUUCUCCAAAACUGUCCAUAGAUGAUCAUCAAUGAUCAAGAAACCACUGUGAGAGAAAUCAAACCCAACAUCAGAAGAAUCAUGGGAGGUGGUGGUCCUGAUGAUGUUGAUGAUCAUAAAGAAGAUAUCAAGUGGCCACCAUGGCUGCAUCCACUUCUUGAAACAAGCUUCUUUGUUCAAUGCAAGCUUCAUGCUGAUGCUCACAAGAGUGAAUGCAAUAUGUAUUGCUUGGAUUGCAUGAACGGUGCCCUUUGUUCUGUUUGUCUUUCACUCCACAGUGACCAUAGAGCUAUUCAGAUAAGGAGGUCAUCAUACCAUGAUGUGAUUAGGGUAUCUGAAAUUCAGAAAUACUUGGACAUAACAGGAGUCCAGACAUACAUUAUCAACAGUGCUAGAAUUGUGUUCUUGAAUGAGAGGCCUCAGCCUAGGCCUGGUAAAGGUGUUACCAACACUUGCCAUGUCUGUGAGCGUAGCCUCCUGGAUUCCUUCAGUUUUUGCUCUCUUGGUUGCAAGAUUGUUGGAACAUCAAAGAAUUUUAGGAAGAAAAAAAGGUACAAGGAGAUGGAUGGCUCAGACACUGAAGAAUCAAUGAAAGGCAUUGGCAACGGAGGUGCUAGAAGCAAAGUACAAAGCUUUACACCAUCAACCCCACCUCCAAGUGCUAUGAAUAAUUAUAGGACUGCCAAGAGGAGGAAGGGAGUUCCACACAGAUCUCCAAUGGGAGGAUAUAUCAUAGAAUACUAGCUAGUGAUGAAGAAGACUACAGCAAAUAUAUCAAUAUAGUGGUGACCGACUUCCAUCAAAAUAGAAUAUUACUACAGCAGACUACCUGAAGUUAUUACCAUCUUAUAUAUUAUGAUCAAAAGCAUCACUGUCUCUUUAUGCUACUAAGCUGCUGACAUCUGAGCCUUUGUACCUUGAGGCCGGUGUUGGGCACAGAUCAAAUGUUCUAUAUAUUUAUUUAGAACAAAAGAAAUAAGUGAGAUAGGGAGAUACAGCUGAAAUGAGCAAAAGAAGCUGGCUAUGGUAAGAUAUAUGGCAGCAUGAGUAGGGCUUUUAUUUUUUUUUUCCCAGCUUUAUUACACUAAUUUGUCAACUUCACCAUGUAAAUAUUGGUUUGUUGAGAGAGAGUAAUGUACUGUAAAAAAAAAAAUGAAUAAAUGGGAAGUGCAUAUUGUGUUGUUAAUUA